GAGAAAAGCACAGGGAGAGGGGAUUGGCUGCUGGAAGCUGUAGCGUCACUGAGGGAAAGCUUGGAGGAUGCUCUGCAAAGCUGGGAGGUACUACAUUCGUUAAGAGUUUGUACGGAGACCCCAGCCUCCAUUAGCUACACUCCCACAACCCCGGAGAACCCUGCAGGACGAUUUUUCCACACCUAAGCUCUUGUUUACUCCUCUCCAGCCAUGAAUUACCUGCGCCGACGUCUCUCAGACAGCACCUUCAUCUCCAACCUGCCCAAUGGCUACAUGACAGAUCUUCAGAGGCCUGACCCAGCUCAGCCUCCUCCACCUGCUUCCUCCACCCCCGCCAAGUCUCCAACAAGCGGGCCAACACCUCCAGCUGCUUCCCCUGCUCCAGAGAGGAAACCUCAGCUUUCUCAGUCGACCGGUGCUGGCUUCUUCAGCUCCAUCACCAAUGUUGUAAAGCAGACAGCUGCCUCAGCAGGGCUCAUGGAGCAGACCCAAGUCACGACAUCCAAGAAGUUUAAGAUUCUCCUUGUGAUUGAUGAACCCCAGCAGGAGUGGGGGAAAUUGUUCAAAGGAAAGAAGAUACUUGAGGAUUAUGAUAUCAAAGUGGAACAGGCUGAAUUCAGUGAGAUGAACGUGGUUGCCCAUGCCAACGGUUCCUGCAGUGUGAAUAUGCAGGUCCUCAGAAAUGGCACCAAGGUUGUCAGGUCCUUUAAACCAGACUUUGUCCUCAUUCGUCAGCAUGCCUUCAGUAUGACCCAGAAUGAAGAUUUUCGCAACCUGGUCAUUGGUCUGCAGUAUGGGGGUGUCCCAAGCAUGAACUCUCUGGAAUCCAUCUAUAACCUCUGCGACAAGCCGUGGGCAUUUUCCCAGCUUAUCAACACCUACAGGAAGUUGGGACCUGAGAAGUUCCCUCUCAUUGAGCAGACCUUUUAUCCCAACUACAAGGAAAUGGUGAGCAUGCCUGCAUUUCCAGUUGUUGUGAAGAUUGGACAUGCCCACUCCGGUAUGGGAAAGGUGAAGGUGGACAACCACAGUAAGUUCCAAGACAUUGCCAGUGUUGUGGCUCUCACUCAGACCUACAGCACCACAGAGCCUCUCAUUGAUUCUAAGUAUGACAUCAGAAUCCAGAAGAUUGGUACCGACUACAAAGCUUACAUGAGAACAUCUAUAUCUGGCAACUGGAAAACCAACACAGGCUCUGCUAUGCUUGAGCAAGUUGCUAUGACUGACAGGUAUAAGCUGUGGGUGGACACCUCCUCUGAGAUUUUUGGAGGUCUGGACAUUUGCGCAGUUAAAGCUAUUCAUGGAAAAGAUGGCAAAGAUUACAUUACAGAGGUGGUUGGUUCUUCUAUGCCACUAGUUGGAGAGCACCAGGCUGAAGACAGGCAGCUUAUUGCUGAUUUGGUCUUAGCAAAAAUGACCCAAUUAGCUGAGAGAGAAGCUAAUGCUCCCCAGAGACCCACAACCAUACAACCAUCCCAGGGAACUGGCCAGAAAGGUGAGAUUACUGGUGAGAUCACUAAGAACGGUGCUGGCCGUCCACCUCAAGGUUGCCUGCAGUACAUUCUUGACUGUAACGGUGUUGCAGUGGCUCCAAAACCAGUCCAGGCCAACUGAGAGCCACAGAGGGAAAUGUCCUCUUAGAGUUUGGAUGGCAGGAUGCCCAUUAGCUGCGCUGACGUUUUGGUGAAUGCUGACAGCCACAAUCAGAUCUGGUUGUUGUGAUCUCGGUACAGCUUGGAGCUGACCCGGACUGUGUUUUUUCUUAACUCUAUGCAGUGUCAACAUGUACUGUCUACCUGUUCACCUGUUGGUUUGUGUGCUUGUAUAGGUCACUUGUGUUUCAGCAGCUGUGUGUUUUUUCUUUCUUUCCAUUGGGGCUGUUGUUGAUAAUAUAAGAGGAAAUUUGUGCCUACACUGAGUUCAGUGCUGCUCUGUGCUAACUUUCUAACCCAGCUAUGAAGCUUUCAUUUCUUCCUAACUCUGUGUCUUAACUUGAUUUACCAUAAGUUGGUGUGUACCUUUAGAUAUUAUUCAAACUGUAGGUAACCAUGCAGUUUGAACUUGUAUAUCUCAGUAUGUGUAAGAUAAAUGUGUGUGUAUGGUUGUAGUGGUGAAUAUUUUUGUAUUUAUACGGAUAGAUAUUUAUUUUUGUUUGUUUGCAUGACUGAAAGAAAGACUGGUAAAACCUUUAAACGUCUGAUGAUGUGCGAUGUUUAUCUAACAUGGCUGUUACAUCGCUGUGUAUAACUAAGCUGUGUUUCUUGUGAUUCUAUAUCGUGAAUGUGUAAUAACAGAUUCAUACUAAGAGUAUCAUGCAGUACUUUUAUCUUAAUUAAGCAUUAUUUCAUUCUAGAAUACUGUCCCUAUUAUAUUACUUAUAGUAGAAUCUAAAAAUAUGCCCAUAUCAUAAAAACUAAAAGUUUAUAGAAGAUUUUAUCUUGUAGAAAGUCGUACAGAUUCUAAACACAGAACUAAGCUAUAAUUGAAGAGUUUUAAACCAAAGAGAAUAUUUAGUGUUAGUCUUCGCAUUCCAGAAACCCAAAAUGUAAAUAAAAAUACUGGGACUGUUAAUCCUGCACAUGGGUGGGGCAGAUUAAUGGAUGACCAGUGGUACUGGAUAACAAUUACCUUUUCUAAUUGUUUGGUUCACAUUUGAUUCUGUAUCAAAGCACUUUUUUUCAGUUGUUCUGAGGCAAAAAAUAUUUCUAAAAUCAAAAUGUUUUAUGUGUGGAUACUGCCUAAAAUUGUUAAAUAUGAAGUCCUGGUGGUAAAAUUUACAUAUAAGCUUUUAGGAAGUGUUUUUUUAAACUGCACUAGAGUCCUUAUUCUGAUGUUUCGUGUCUUAUGUAGUUCUGCUGUGCUCAGAUUACUGCCAUUGCUGGGAGUUUAUGGAAAGUGCAAUAUUAUAUCUUAUUUCUCUGGAUUCCGUGAUAUUCUUACAGAUGCAUCUCAGUUUAUUAGAUUAUAAUCAGAAAUUGCAUUUAUUUCUUUAAUUCAAUUCAAAGAGGGAAACUUGUAUCGAUUCAUAGUUAAUACAUAAUUAUCCUGCUUUACACAUAUGAAAAACUAACAUUUAUUUACGUGUUUUUUUGUUUUGUUUUUGUAUUUUUGCCAUUUUGGUGCAGAAACAUGGCAGAGAGAGAUUACUUAACUGUGAUAAGUCACAAAAGCUCAUUACUAAAGAAGUUGUCUGUAUCCCAAUAUAUUAACAGAGGCUUCAAUGGAAAACAUUUAAUAGAAAAAAAAAGAUGCAUAAGCAACACCGAUAAUGGCAGCCUUCAGAGUUUAUUGUAAAGCAAGGUCUUUUUAAGAGAUCUGGGGACAUGCAUGAGGUGCAGCUAGGGUGCUUCAGGAGCAACUACACACAGAUUGAUCAAAAGUCAGAUGUUCCUGGUCUAAAAGAAUAAUUACUACAGUAUUGAAUUGAAUUAAAGAAAUAAAUCAAAAUAUUGAUAAUAAUUUAGACUGUUCAGAUGCAAAUGUAUGAUUAAAAUCAGAUCUUCCAUUAGAAUUAUUUCAAAAAGCGAUAAUCAGGAUCACAUUGAAUUACUUUUUAACAAGCGGCUUUUAUUUCUGGGGUCUUGUUCACGUGUUGUUGUCCGGUGGUUUAUUUACAAAGGCCAUCUAGCUUAUCUAAUAUCCUAAAUGGUCAAAGGCAACCAAACUGUAAAAAAGAAUCCAUUCAGCAAGAUCUGUGUGCCGUUCUUUUAUUUCAAACUGUAAUAAGUGCAAUUGUUUAUCUGUGAGUGUAUCCUUGUAAAAAGCCAUGCCUGAGGCUUUAUGGAUGUGUUGUUCUGUUUAUUAGGAAAUAUGCCAUGACAUUGAUGAGCGAAGAGACACAAGUCAUUGACGGCUAUGUUGUUUGCCCUUAGGCUACUGAAUAUAGCUGAACUUUGUCAUUUGGCCGUCGCGUUGAGGUGAUACUCCUGGCUGCAGACUGUACCUAAAACUGAAGAACUAUUAGAAGCAGUGCUGAGCUGUAAAAAUCAAGGUCUGGUUAAAAUUGAAAAAAGUGAAACAAUAAGGUGUUAACUAUUUAUGUCACUGGCAAUAAAGCUUCCUUUGCAAUACA
Molecule: messenger RNA, 4072 nt
Organism: Cyprinodon tularosa
Lineage: Eukaryota; Metazoa; Chordata; Actinopteri; Cyprinodontiformes; Cyprinodontidae
Gene: syn2a
Product: synapsin IIa
Exons: 11
Coding region: 211-1614 (467 amino acids)
Biological process (GO): neurotransmitter secretion
Cellular component (GO): synaptic vesicle; synaptic vesicle membrane
Molecular function (GO): ATP binding
Source: RefSeq, a predicted model, not a curated record